Molecule: messenger RNA, 1053 nt
Organism: Teleopsis dalmanni
Lineage: Eukaryota; Metazoa; Arthropoda; Insecta; Diptera; Diopsidae
Product: sorting nexin-12-like
Exons: 3
Coding region: 391-900 (169 amino acids)
Biological process (GO): endocytic recycling; late endosome to Golgi transport
Cellular component (GO): retromer complex; early endosome membrane
Molecular function (GO): phosphatidylinositol-3-phosphate binding
Source: RefSeq, a predicted model, not a curated record
UAUUUCUAGAAAAACAACUAAUAAAAAAGAAAAUAAUAUUGCACCAAGUAGGCAAGAAGUGAUGUCGGAACGCAAAGAAGAAAAAAAGUGGAAAAGCGAUAUUUGAUUACUUGUUUCUUGUUUUAACAGUUAACGUAGAAAAUUAAAGAAAUUUCCUCAUAAAAAUCUGGCACUAUUUAAUUGAGAAGUUUUUAAUUCCAAUAAUAAAUUAGACAAAUUUAUAUGUGAAAAAUAUUCUAUACAAUUUGGAUACAAAAUCUGGGCGUAAAUGUUGAGUUAAUUGUUGAAAUUACUGGAAAAAAACAAAGAAACAGUUUCUGGAUAUUAAACGUGGACUUAAUUGCGUGUAAAACUGAAUAAAAAUAAUAAAUAUAUUUGUAUAUAUCUGAAAUGAUGGUGGAAUCAUCGGACGGAAGCACUACUGACGCAACUCGCCGACUAAAUGCCAAAAAACAAACACUGGACGAUGCUUACGCAGUGCCAGCAAACUUUCUCGAAAUUGACGUGGUUAAUCCGCUAACUACGAUGGCUGCAGGAAAGAAACGUUACACCGACUAUGAAGUCCGCAUGAGGACAAAUUUACCGGUUUUUAAAGUCAAAGAAUCCAGCGUACGACGACGUUAUAGUGACUUUGAAUGGCUCCGAAAUGAAUUGGAACGUGAUAGUAAGAUUGUUGUACCACCAUUGCCUGGCAAAGCCUGGAAACGACAAAUGCCAUUUCGAGGCGAUGAAGGCAUUUUCGAUGAAAAUUUCAUAGAAGAGCGACGAAAAGGCCUCGAAGCGUUUAUCAAUAAAAUUGCCGGACAUCCGUUGGCGCAAAAUGAACGAUGCUUGCAUAUGUUUUUGCAGGAAAAUGUUAUUGAUAAAAACUAUGUCCCUGGAAAAAUUCGCAAUACAUAAAAGAUAACGAAUGAUUUCGCAUGAGAAUUUAUGUAGAGCGUGUAAAGAGAGCGAGGAUGUUGUUGCUCAGAAAGUGUAUCAAAAUUUAAGUUUUUUUUUUUAAAUAGUGCUAGUUAAAAUAUAUACAAUAUUAAACUCUUUUGAGAUAUUCUA